GAACCAUAGGCCAUUGCCUGGCGCUGCGCCGUCUUCCAUGUCAAGCGUCAUCUGGAUCCCCGCCCGCAGUAUAAUUGACGUAGCACACCAGCGUGUGAGCCGAGUAACUUACUCUGCUCGCAGCAACAACUGGCACGAGCACACUCCGCGGCACGACGGAUCCUGCCGCAUACGAAACCUACGGAGGAGAGUUCUGUACUCUUCCUGCGCCGGAGGUCAUUUCUGACAUCCAGCCUGCAACUUUGCUGGAUCUGCAUCGGAAGCGAAGGCCCAGAGGCCUACGGUACGGUAUGGAACAUCAUCAUAGUUCAUGGAGGACACUCCUAUUCCGAACGGACGCUCAUUCUCGAGAUUUUGCGGGUCACUGUCAAGUCACUGUAUUAUGUCCAGCAGCACCCUCGUACACGGCCUGAAUACCUUCUUCAAUAUUGUUGGCGAGCCCGGACGCCGCUAUACUAAGGGCCUCUUCAUUGGAACCCAUGCAGAGACCUCUCUUCCUGUGGAUGUACCUUGGGGGAACCGAGGAAUACCUGAGCCGUCUGCAUGGGUCACAUUCGAGACAGAGACUGCUUAUGCCGUGCCCUUUCGCAGCCGACGUCUCACACACCUGCCGGGCGUCGCGCUCCCCUUUAUCUAUCACAUCUUUUUUGAACCUCAGAUCGGGGGCGACGUCAACGAGCUUCUGUCUCAAGCCAUUGCCGACUGUUCUCCCGAACAUGUCCCGUUGACAGGUAACAUCCUCGUGGUCAUAUUCGAUUUGAACGGGAAUGCGAUUCCUGUGCAGGAUUCGCAGAUUACUUUGCUGGAGGCACUUGUGGUCUUCUCCUUCUGUGACAGUCGUCUUCGUACGCGCAUGUUAAAUAGAUCACCUUGACAAUAAUGUGAAUGCUAUGUCUUCUCUUCCGCAACCCAUGGAUGAUCGACGUGUGUGUACUAUUCAAGAACAGGAUACGCAAGUAACGCAUGGUAUUUUCUUCGGGGAUGCCUGCGAAGAGAUCAAACUUGUCUGUGUGCCGUUAUCUUCCCCUGAACAACCGCGCCCGCACGCGUACUUUCCUGAAGGAUCUCCCAUAUCCGUCGACGUCACGUAUCUAUUAACGCGUCGUUACCGACUCCCAAAGUCUCUCGUCGUUUAUUUUGAACCAUCUCCACUGGAAACGGGCACCCGCUGGAACAACCUUCUCACUAAUACGGAUGAUCAACUGCGUGUAAGAGGUAGUGUCCUUGUUCUUUGGAAGGACACGUCGAACGUGUAUCGCCACCUACAGUGGCAGGAUGAAGACUACGUAAUCCUUGUAUUGGAAAGGUUGAUUACCACCGGCGCACUUUUUCAAAUGGCCCAUGUUCCCCCCCAUUGACGGCCAUUACCUACUAGAGCUUGUCCUUGCUAGUAAAGUUUGAUACUCGAAAAUUUCAUGUGCCUCCGCC
Molecule: messenger RNA, 1428 nt
Organism: Coniophora puteana RWD-64-598 SS2
Lineage: Eukaryota; Fungi; Basidiomycota; Agaricomycetes; Boletales; Coniophoraceae
Exons: 7
Coding region: 311-874 (187 amino acids)
Source: RefSeq, a predicted model, not a curated record